AUGUGGCCUAUGUAUGUGGACUAUUCGAGUGAUGAAUGCAAGAAGGUUUUAAGAGGUUUAGAAUUGGAUGCAUAUUCAUCAAUCAUCAAUGCAUUUCGUGCUCAAGGAGUUUUAACUAGAGAGAGAAGAAAAAUGCUUUUGGAUUUGUGUUCUGUUCUUGGUAUAUCUAUGGAGCGUCAUAGAGCAGAAGUCAGACGUGCUAUAAAUGAUGAGCAUUUAAAUACUAUAGCAGAGAGGCUUUAUGGUCCUAAUACAGUAACUGAAUGGGCAAUUGAGGGCAGACGACUAGUUCCUCUCAUGCCAAGACUCGUUCCUCAAACAGUAUUUACAGCUUUGGCUAAUUCAGCUGCUAAUGCGCAAGCUGUCAAAAAUGCCGCUUUGCCUCUACCAGGAAAAACAGGAUCAAGAGAAUUGCGCCCUGGUGUUGAAACUAUGUCUAGUCGCAAAAGAAAAGAGCCUCCUGAUCCGCCUGAUGCUGUUCCACAAAAAAUAAGUUCAUUAGAUUGUCAAUAUCAUAUAAUGCUUAAAUCAGCAUCUACAGUUACAACAUUUUCAAGUUUUGAUCAGUUGGCUUCAAAUUUGAUGGCAAGUCGACCUACGGCACAGUCUCCGAUACCUACUGUUUCUGUCGAAGACCAUGUAUCAACAGCUUCUGAGCUUGUAAAAACUCCAUGUGAAAUGAAAACCACACAAAAGACACCACCAUCCAUAAGUACGAAAAGCCCUGCAGUUCUCCCAUCUCCUGUUUCAACUCCAAUGUCAUCUCCAGCUGUUGCUUCAUCACCAAGCAAUAAGUUUUUAACUCAAAUUAGACCGAAAAAUACAGGUCAUACGAGACAAAGUUUACCAUCUACAUUGGGCUUAAAACUAAAUUCCCAGCCUCAGAUCAGUCAAAGGACAAUAUCACCAAAAUCUACAAACAUAAAAGUGAAACAAGACAAUGCUGCUGGUUUAUUUACAAAAAAGACUUCUACUGUUUUUUCAACUCCUGCAGUUACAGAGAAUCAAACUUCUCAAUUUUCAUCUCCCAGUGUUAGUGAAUCUCUUGCUUCAAAGACAUCUGUUUCAGUUUCAAAAUCAAAUUCUAAGUUGGAAUCUCAAAGUGUUCCAAACCAGCAAUCGAAUACAAAAUUAACGACUGUAGCUAAAAGUUUUCCUAAGACUUCGCCCCAUGGAUCACAAUACAUGGCAAGGUCUUUUUUCUCUUCAACGUCUAAAAGUGGUACCAAGAGUUUAGCUCCUGUAAUAUUUAAUGUGUCUUCAACUACUUGUUCACCACUUCAAACAUCAACAAAGACAACCGGACCAGUUCAAAGUGAAAGCAGUAAAACAAACCCUCAACUGUUACCCAAAUCAACUGCAGUUGGAAUAAGCCAUAGUCAUUUAAAGCUCAACACUUCAAAUACUCAAACUAUUCAGUAUAGGAACGAUGGAGGAAUGGUAAGAAGUGCCCGGAUAGUCAAUAUUUCACAGCCUGUUGGCUCACGUCUUCCUUGUGCCAUUUCACCCUCGACAAUAUCAGCAUUAGGCCUUGCAUCUAAUUUGUCAUCAACUGCUCUAAGAGUAACUUUGCCUGCUGGGACAUUAAACAAUUCAUCUUCAAUGAGAGUUUCUGCAGCUGCUAAACCAAAUGUAAUUGUUGUUCAUAAGGCUCAGAUGUGGCCAAGGACUCAAGGUGCAGUUAUAAUGAGUUCAACAACAACAUUACCUAGGUUGCCAAGUGACGUUCUCCAUGAAGCGGUGAAUAUGGCUCAAAAGCAAGAAAAGAGGCCUGGUGCCAAAAUUGCUCCCAAAACAAUUGCUCCAGCUCGACCAUUGUCACCAGUGGUUUCUGCUACUACUAUCAAAAUUCCUGAAUCAAGUCUUCUGUCCAAUCCUGCCAUUAGCAAAGCUUCUCAGCAAGAUGGAGUCACACAACCGGAAAAUUCAAAUGCUAAAGUUGUUGAAAAUUCUGCUGAAGCCCAGUGUAAAAGAAAUUUAUUAGCAGAUAUCAUUGAAGCAUCUGGCAUUCUGCUAGAAAGUAAUUCAGAGAAGAAUUCUUCAAAAGAUAAUGGGGAUGGCACUCCGAUUGAAAAGGGAGGAAAAAAUCAAGAACCCAAGUUGAAAAAGGCACAAAGUAACAGCAUAUCUAGCUCAACAAAUGAAGCAUCUAGCUUUCCAGAUUCCAGUUCAUCAAAAGCACCAGUUUCAAAUGAAUCAUCUGAAAGUGUCUCUGUAUUCUCUAUACCUGAAGAAAAAAAUGGAAAUGAUGUAAAAAAACAAGGAGCUGAGAAAAAAGUUUUAAAGAGAGAUUCUAGCAAUACAUUAGUUUCAACUUCUCAAGUUGUGAACGAACAAGCAAAUACUGAACAAGGUUGUCAAAAACUGGCAGAAUCGGCAAAUGACAAGAAUUUAUAG
Messenger RNA from Uloborus diversus, 2397 nucleotides. RefSeq names its product BRCA2-interacting transcriptional repressor EMSY-like. The transcript has 13 exons. Gene Ontology annotation, cellular component: nucleoplasm. Bases 1 to 2397 code for a protein of 798 amino acids. NCBI's taxonomy places the organism in Eukaryota, Metazoa, Arthropoda, Arachnida, Araneae, Uloboridae. The record is from RefSeq and is a predicted model, not a curated record. Gene Ontology annotation, biological process: regulation of DNA-templated transcription.